Molecule: messenger RNA, 6651 nt
Organism: Oncorhynchus kisutch (coho salmon)
Lineage: Eukaryota; Metazoa; Chordata; Actinopteri; Salmoniformes; Salmonidae
Product: serine/arginine repetitive matrix protein 1
Exons: 15
Coding region: 3437-5701 (754 amino acids)
Biological process (GO): regulation of mRNA splicing, via spliceosome
Cellular component (GO): spliceosomal complex
Molecular function (GO): RNA binding
Source: RefSeq, a predicted model, not a curated record
GUCGCGCGCUGUAUCUUGGGGUUUUGUUAGCAGGUCGUGGACAGCGCUGUGAGCACGUCUUUCUCCAGACUCCACCAACACCCACUUUUACAUCUUUCUCAACGUAUAACAUGGACGCGGGUUUCUUCCGCGGCACAAGUGCAGAACAGGACAAUCGCUUCAGCAACAAGCAGAAGAAACUUCUAAAGCAACUGAAAUUUGCAGAAUGUCUGGAAAAGAAGGUGGAUAUGACCAAGGUGAACCUGGAGGUCGUCAAACCUUGGAUCACUCAGCGAGUGACAGAGAUCCUGGGUUUCGAGGAUGAUGUCGUCAUAGAAUUUAUAUUUAACCAGCUGGAAGAAAAGGUAAUACUAUUGACUCCAAUUCCUUCCUGUUCUUGUAUGUACAUCAGAUGUUAUUUGUUAACUUAAUACAAGGCAAAGAGAGGUUGAUUUAAUCAAGUGUAUUGAUAAGACACAAUAUAAAUGCAGAUGGGGGAAAGAGCGACCACCGGUGUCCAAUAUACAUAAUUUGAAUGACCCAAAGUUUUUGCUGUGAUAUGUGACAGUGCCUUUGUGCCACAGUUUUCUAAUGAUGAUGUGAUUUAUGAUUCAAAAGGCCUGAACCAAUAUGGAUGUUAUACCUUGCAUCAGAAGUAUAGCACCAACACCUUAUUAGCUCUCUGCUGAGCCCAAAGUGUCACUGAGCCCAACUCUCCCUGAUGCAGUGUGUGGUUUGAGGUGAGUUAUGUUCAGGGAUCAACAUGCUAGUGAUAGAAACACUUGGACAAUGCCAUUUUCUCUAUAUACUUUUGAAUCGCACCGCUAGUUUUUCUUUAUCUCCUCUAGCCUGUCUUUGGAUGGUGAAAAAAGUUGACUGAGAAUACAGUUGAACUUUAGACUAAUGAUCCUCAUUUAAUUAGUUUAUAUUAAAAUUACAUCCGUAGUAUCUUCAAUCUGGGCUGUGGCAAGACUGUGCUUUAAACAUUAUUACCUAGCCCACUAAGUGAUUUUUGAAUACUACAAUGCACAUGGACCCUGGUCUGCAGAAAUAAAUCAGUGCACUAGAUGUCCAAAGUUGUUUCCACAUUGUUACAUUGUCAUUUGCUCCUCCUUAAAAUUGCCCUCAAGUUGGGAAAUCUAAUCGCAUGGUUAAAAUUAUACUUGUGCAUUCUACCACAUUUCUCCCCCCAGCUUAACUAGCAUUUGGCCUAUAAAACAUGACUUCAAGGGGAAAUGACAUAAUUAACUGGAUGAAACCCCAGAGGAAAUGUUCAAGGGUAUUGAUAAACAACAGUUAUUUUUUAAUGAACAAAUGACUCCCAACAACCCUAGGAUGCUUUAUAUUCAUACAAAGGUGUUGCUGCAAUCCUGUAAGUUCUCUUACUAUCUGUUUUAGUGAACCUAGCCUAAUACUUGGAGGGAAAAUAACAUUCAGCUACCUCUUACCGACUUGAUUUCUUUUCUGUGCUGUUAUCUUUUGAGGGGUGGGUUUUUUAAGCUAAAUGCUUUAACCUCUCUAGGCUAGAUGGGACGCUACCGUCCCACCUGACCAACAUCCAGGGAAAGUGCAGGGUGCCAAAUUCAAACAACAGAAUUGUAAAUAUAACAUUCUUGAAAAUACACAUGCAAUAUGUCAAAGUAAAGCUAAACUUCUUUUUAAUCCAGCCACGGUGUCAGAUUUCAAAAAGGCUUUACGGCGAAAGCAAACCAUGCUAUUAUCUGAGGACAGCGCCCCAUCAAACACAGACAAUCGUAUUUCAUGCCGCCAGGCGUGACACACAACUCAGAAAUAACAAUAUAAUUCAUGCCUUACCUUUGAAGAGCUUCUUCCGUUGGCACUCCAAUAUGUCCCAUAAACAUCACAAAUUGUCCUUUUGUUCGAUUAAUUCCGUCAUUAUAUCUCAAAUGUCAAUUUAUUUGGUGCGUUUGAUCCAGAAAAACACCGGUUCCAACUCGCGCAACAUGACUACAAAAUAUCUAAUAAGUUACCUGUAAUCUUUGUCCAAACAUUUCAAACAACUUUCCUAAUACAACUUUAGGUAUUUUUUUACCGUAAAUAAUCAAUCAAAUUUAAGACUGGAUAAACUGUGUUCAAUAUCGAAUGAAAACAAAGUGGAGCGAGCUUUCAGGUUGUGUGCCCCAACCACAUCAGUACACUAGACUCGACCUUCGUUCUGAACAGCCCUACUUCUUAAAUUCUCAAAGGAAAAACAUCAACCAAUUUCUAACGGCUGUUGACACCCAGUGGAAGCGAUAGGAACUGCAAGCAAGUUCCUUAGAAAUCUAGAUCCACAUAGAAAACACAUUGAAAAAGCGUGACCUAAAAAAAAAAUCUGGAUGUUUUGUCCUUGGGGUUUCGCCUGCCAAAUAAGUUCUGUUAUACUCAGACAUCAUUCAAACAGUUUUAGAAAACACUGACGUUUCUAUCUAAAUCUACUAAUAAUAUGCAUAUCCUAGCUUCUGGGCCUGAGUAACAGGACGUUUACUUUGGGCACGCUUUUCAUCCGGGCUUGACAAUACCGUCCCCUAGCCUAGAGAGGUUAACAGCACAGUAAUGAUAAGACAAGUCCUUAAUCGUCAUUGUUAGUGAGGUAAAGGGGUAUCUAACUUUAAUUCUUGACCUACAUGUUGAAAUAAAACCCCUUUCAAAUGUCUUGUGCACUCAUUAUUGCUUGUUCGUCUCUUGCAAUUUAGAUAAAUGAUAUAACAAUAAACUCAAGGUGGUUGAGUCUCAAGCACUAGGGAGUCGGAAGCAAGCCAAGGGAGCGUCUCUUUCUGCAGGAGACUCGGGCGCUCCAUACCCACUGAUCCUGCGGGACACGCUGAGGACACCGGGACUGUACUCGCAGUGUUGGGUUUUGAUGCACUCUGUUUUGUGGAUAUCUGUUAAUCUCUCAAAGAGUAGACUGGGGAGACCGAGAACAACAGGGCAGGGUAACUAGUGGGAAGACUGGCAGGGAAAGAUAUCUGAUAGAAAAUAACUAUCAUAAUUGAUAAAUGUUAGUGAUGGGUGGGGGAUUUAUUUUUCAGAAUAUUUUAAGGAAACUGCCUUAAUGCAUGCAGUGGGGGUGCUUAUACAUGGAUGAUGUUCUAGUUUUGUCUCCCCUCAGAUAUUCUCAGUUUCAGGUUUCAAUUACCUAACUAAUGGGGUGGCGAUAAAAAUGUUGAAUUGCACAAUUUUAUCACAGCCUCAAGUCAACAGAACAAAGUUUGUUGUCGUGAAGCAGUCUGUGUUGGGGCACAGGUGUCAUACUGUAGCUAUUGUUUUAUGAGGAUGGCUGCUAUUAUUUAGCAGGCAGGUGUAGCUUAGUGAGGAAACAAAGGGGGGGCAGUCGCCUGAGCGAGACCCCCCCUCCCCCUCCUUUCACUCUUGUGAGUUCUCCCCCCGUGUUAAAUUGGUAUGUUGUCUUUCUCUCUCCCUUGGUGUGUGUGUGUUGCAGCACCCGGACAGUAAGAUGAUGCAGAUCAACCUGACUGGCUUCCUGAAUGGGAAGAAUGCCCGAGAGUUCAUGAGGGACCUGUGGCCUCUGCUGCUCAGCGCUCAGGACAACAUCGCCGGUAUCCCCUCCGCCUUCCUAGAGCAGAAGAAAGAGGAGAUCAAACAGAGACAGAUUGAGCAAGAGAAGCUUGCUUCUCUGAAGAAGAUUGAUGAUGAGAAGAAGGAAAAGGAAAACCGAGAAAGGGAGAGCCCCAGAAGGAGGAAGUCAAGGUCACAGUCUCCACGGCGACGAUCUCCAGUGAAGAGGGAGAGGAAGCGCAGUCACUCCCGCUCACCGAGGCGUAAGCCAAGUCCCAGCAGCUCCCCUCCACCACCAGCCCCAGCUGUCACCCUUGUCAGUGUUACCCUGCCCCAGAGCACUGAGGAGCCCCAGCCUGAGCCAGACACCUCAGAGAGCACCAUACCUGAGCCAGUCAUUCAGGAGGCCUCCUCCACCAGUGAUGUGUUAAAGCCGGACACUGUGGUUGUGGUACCUGACUCUGUGACUGAGGUCAAAGAACCCUCCCCAGAUAAGGCUCCUAAAAAGGAGAGGCCCAAGCCCAGGGAAAGGGAGAAGGACAGCAGGAGAGACAGGCCCCACCACCGCUCUCGCUCCCAUUCCCGCUCCCGCAGACGACCCAGAUCACGCUCCAGGUCUUACUCCCCCCGGCGGAGGCCGAGCCCCAGGAGACGGUUGUCCCCUCGUCGUAGGAGCCCCCCCAGACGUGGCCCUCCAGGCCCCAGACACAGGCGCAGUCGCUCCCCUGUCCGCAGACGGCGCUCUCGCUCCCCAUCAUCCUCUGGGAGCAGCUCCACGUCUCACUCACCUCAUAAGAAGGCAAUGAAGAGACCGUCAACCACACCACCCAGAAAACAGCCCCGCGGCCAUGCAGCUGACCCCUCCCUCAGCCCCUCCAGGAGAAGAGCCCCCAAUGGCAGCCCCUCAGGGAAGACUCAACGCUCUGCCUCCCCGCGGGCCAGAAAGGGCCGGGCCUCAGCCUCCCCAUCCAGAUCAGCUGGGUCAAAGAAGAAACCAGGAACGAGGAACGAUUCACCGUCCCCUGGUCCGAAACCCAGGCAGUCUGAGGCAUCAGAGUCAGAGGGGGCUACAGCCGAUUCUGUGCAGCAGCGACGUCAGUAUCGCAGGCAGAAUCGGGAAACGUCUUCAGAGGCUGGAUCAUCAUCAUCCUCAGAAGGUGAGGGGUCCAAGAGGCCGGGCAGGGGGCCAGUGGCGAGGAACGGGGAUGUCAGGCGGCGGCGCAGUCACUCUCCCUCCUCCCCCAGGAGACGACACCGGGACGGCUCCCCGAGAAAAAGACGCUCUCCUUCCCCCGGAGGACGCAGAUCUCCCCCAAGGCGUCGCAGAUCUCCCUCUCCUCCUCCUAGGCGCAGGUCUCCCUCUCCACCACCUCGCAGACGCUCCCCCUCCCCCAGACGGUACUCUCCACCCAUCCAGCGGCGAUACAGCCCCACUCCUUUGGGCCCACAGAAAAGAAGGCUGUCAGGGUCUCCCUCUCCCAAACGCCUAUCCCCGGUGCCCAAGCGCCGUCCCUCCAGGUCCCCUAAGCGCAGGAGUCCCCCUCCCCAAAAGAGACGCACACCUCCCUCAUCCACCUCUCCCCCCAGACACAGGAGAAGCCCCAUGCUCCCAUCCAACCGACCAGGCCGGGACACUCGCUCACCCCCCCUUGCUCACAGUAACCGCCUGUCCCCUUCCCCUGCCAACCGUGGCCGGACCAGUCCUCAGGGGCGCUUUGACACCUCUCCACCUGGACAGAGGCGCCAGGUGUCCCCCUCACACGGCAACAGGGCAAUCCGCAGGGUGUCCCGGACACCAGAGCCCCGCAAGAACCAGAGAGCCUCUCAGAGCCCCCAGCCGAUGAGGAGAGUGUCAUCAAGGUCACUGUCUGGUUCCCCUAAACCAGGAGCCCUGAAACGGCCAGCUUCAGGCUCCCCUUCUCCAGGCCACUCAGCCAGUGGAUCCCCACCUGCACCCCCGGCUAAAAAGGCCAGCAGCGGCUCUGGCAGCCCUUCUCCAAACAAGAAUUCUGACACUGAGCCUGGAGGAAAGAAAAACAAGAAGAAGAAGAAGGAAAAGAAACACAAGAAGGAGAAGAAGCAUAAGAAGCACAAGAAACACAAGAAGGAGAAGUGUGAUGUGCCGGUUGCUGCUGGGGAUGACCAGGAGAACCAGGGGAUGGAGGGCGACGCAGCCUCCAACCCAAAAAAGACAGUGAAGUAGAAGAGUGUCUGGACGACCUGGAGAAGCACCUGAGAGAGAAGGCACUGCGUUCCAUGAGGAAAGCUGGAAAGCUGUCCCCUCCACUGUCCUGAGAAGCCCGGUCACUCCCCUCCCUCUUUCUCCUCCCUUUUUCUCCUUUCCUGAUUUUCCAUUCCCUUUGUUUAGAAUUUUUCGUUAACCUUGUUCAGCUUUAGAAUGUACAAAUUGUUUAUUCUUUAGUUUUUGUUUUCUUUUUACGGGUUUGGUAAUCUAUUGAAAUAUAUUUUUUAUCAAGAGCUUGAUAUGUCACGAUCUCCCAAUUAAUAUUAUUUUCUAAUAUUUUACCCAAAGUGUGUUAUUGCUUAUAUCCAAACUGUAAAACUAUCUUUGUUGGGCCCCUUAAUUUUCUAGAUAAGAUCAGGGAUGGGAACGGUUUCAUUAUGAUGCUUGCAUUGUAUACGUUUCUCAUACUACGACAUUCAAAAGAUUUGACUUUGGGAAUUUAGGAUUGCAUGUGCAGCUAGCGUGUCUCUGCUCUGAUGUGCAUGAAAUGGACUGUAAACAAGCAAAUACACAGAUCAAAGCUGUCACUUUUCCCUUUUGUCAGCAGGCAUUGUAUGGUAUUGCUAUGCUGUUUGCUCUCUAAAAUGGGGAAUGAAUCCAAGCAGUCUUUUUCCCCUUUUUGGUAUGUAAUAGAGGUGUUUGGCCUUCCAUAAAAUUCUGUCUUAGAAAAACUCUACACAAGUUUAAAAAGAACUGGAUUUUUCAUGAGGAUUCUGACCUCACCAGAGAGCCGGGGUUUGAUUUCCCACAUGGGUUGAUAUGCAGUCAUACUUUGAAUUCACACUGGUCCACUCUUGCUUUGAGCUAUUCAUUUUUGUGGGACUGCUAUUUGACUUGUAUUUAAAAACUCCUGCUCUUGUCAUCCUUUCAGAAUUAAAAGAUUUUUUUAUAUUAAAACUUUAAAGUGA